GGUUACGCAGGCCGUCCCUUUCCCUUCGUUUGCAUCAACAAGCAACCUUGACUGUUGUGUCUGGAGCAGGUGUCCAGUCACCUCUAUCGGCCGCGCCAUCGUUAUCCCAUUCAUCAUGUCUUCCUUCACGAAACUCUUGACCAUGCGGUCGGCUCUGGUGGCCUCGGUCCUCUUUCUGGCUGCCCAUGUGCCCACGACCGCUGCCUAUGACGAAGUUUACAACGGAUGCUACUCGAGCUCAACGCCCUUGGAGGACCAAGGAUCAUACACCUACCAAAGUAACGGAUAUUGCCAGAAGUUAUGCUUGAAGGACAACUACGCCGUGUUUGCGCUCCACAACAAACAAGACUGUCUCUGCGGAAAUGAACUACCGGCGUCUUCGGACAAAGUAUCGGAUGACGAAUGCAAUCUCUCGUGUGCUGGCUGGCCAUCGGUCAUGUGUGGCGGUGCAAACACAUAUUCGGUCUAUCUAACAGGUAUUGAGGACGACGUGGAUAACUACUCUUCCUCGAGCAGUACUUCCAGCAAGAGCACCGAAGGGACGUCGACUUCGACAACACAGACACCCACAGUCCAUGCCGUCACGAGCGGCGGGCAAACAGUCUAUGUUACCGAAGCUCCUGCCACCCAUUCCGCCAAUGCAAGCGCUACCCCAACCGAGAAGUCAAAGAGCUCAAGUGCGAACACUGCUGCGAUUGCGGCAGGUGUGGUCAUCGGAGUAGUCGGCCUGUGUGCGCUCAUCGGUGCCGGGUUCUUUCUCUGGCGUUUCAAGAACCGUAAAUCGGUGGAAGCGCAAUAUCGUCGGAGUGUUGGCGUGGACGGUUACGGACAGCCCAUGGCACAGGGCAGUGACUCCCGAUUCGAUGGUGAUUUCAUGGCUCAAAAACGGCAAAGCAACGGCAGUAUUGACGAUGAUCAAGACUUCUCCCGUCGUAUCCUGCAGGUAACCAACCCCGACCGCCGCUAAGAGUCUCCAAUUCAUCCUGGCAAGUCGUCGCGUACUUGCGCCAUCUGAGUCACGUUCUCUCUUUCCUGCCACCCGACACUCCUCUCGCUUGUGAUAUUGCCUCUUCUAUGAAAGACCCUCUUCUUCUCAAUAUUCCCCUUUCUUGCCGGGCUAUUUAGCGACCUUGUGAUCUCAAUAUCAGAACAUGUUAUCGGACAGAAUCCCACAUC
Aspergillus japonicus CBS 114.51 is the source of this 1176-nucleotide messenger RNA. Its product is annotated as putative WSC domain protein. The transcript has 3 exons. Lineage: Eukaryota; Fungi; Ascomycota; Eurotiomycetes; Eurotiales; Aspergillaceae. The record is from RefSeq and is a predicted model, not a curated record. The coding region runs from base 116 to 967 and encodes 283 amino acids.